AUGGCAGAAACCAAUAUUUCAGUGACUCAGGAUCAGUUCACAUGUUCAAUCUGUCUGGAUCUACUGAAGGAUCCAGUGACUAUUAACUGUGGACACAGUUUUUGUAUGAGCUGUAUUACAGACUGCUGGAAUCAGGAGGAUCAGAAGAGAGUUUAUAGCUGCCCUCAGUGCAGACAGACCUUCACUCCAAGACCUGCUUUAGGAAAGAACGUGGUGCUUGCUGAGACAUUGGAGAAGCUAAAGACCACAGAGGUGUGUAGAGGACCUGGAGAUGCGGAGUGUGACGUUUGCAUUGGGAGGAAACGCAAAGCUGUCAAAUCUUGCCUGGUGUGUCUGGAAUCCUACUGUCAAACUCAUUUCGAGUGUCAUGAGGUUUUUAGCUCCAGUAAGAGGCAUAAAGUGACCGAUGCCACUGGACGACUUCAGAAGAUGAUCUACUCUCAACACGACAGACUGCUGGAGGUUUUCUGUCAAACUGAUCAGAAAUGUGUUUGUUUGCUGUGUACGAUGGACGAGCACAAAAACCAUGACACUGUACCAGCUGCAGCAGAGAGAGCAGACAAAGAGAAGCAGAAUGCAGAGAUGCACCGCAAAUCACAGACGAGAAUCCAAGAGAAACAAAAGGAGGUUCAGGAGCUAAGAGAGGCUGUGGAUGCUCACGAGCGCUCUGCACAGACAGCAGUGGAGGACACUGAGAGGAUCUUUACUGAACUGAUCCGCUCCAUUGAGAGAAGACGCUCUGAGGUGAUACAGCUGAUCAGAGAUCAGGAAAAGACUGCAGUGAGUCGAGCUGAAGGACUCUUGAAGGAACGGGAGCAGGAGAUCGAUGAUCUGAGGAGGAGACAUGAUGAGAUGGAGCAGCUUUCACACACAGAACAUCACAUCUGUUUCCUCCAGAGUUUCCAAUCAUUCUCUGUACCCCCUGAAUCACCUUACACCAGCACUUCCAGUUCUGUCCUCUCUUUUGAUGAGAUGGAAAAAUCUGUCUCUCUUCUACGAGAGAAAUUUGAGGAUUUUUAUAAAGAGAUAAAGAUGUCUACCAGAGUGAAGUCAUUCAGAAUAAUUCUCUCUGCUGAACCAAACACCAGGGACGAGUUCUUACAGUAUUUUCAUCUUUAUACUCUGGAUUCAGACGCAGUGCAUAAACAUCUCUGUCUGUCUGAUGGAAACACAGUGGCUACCUGUACUGACACAGUCCAGCAGUAUCCCGAUCAUUCAGACAGAUUUGACUGCUGGCCUCAAGUGUUGUGUAGAGAGAGUGUGUGUGGAUGCUGUUACUGGGAGGUUGAAUGGAGUGGGAGUGCAGGGGUGGGUAUAGCAAUGUCAUACAAGGACAUCAGCAGAAAGGGAAGAGGCCAAGAGUGUAAAUUUGGAUAUUAUGAUCAUUCCUGGAGAUUGUUCUGUUCUCCCUCUGGAUACAUAUUCAGUCACAAUAACAAAAAUACUAAUGUCCCUGUAGCCUCAAGUUCUUCUAGAAUAGGAGUGUAUGUGGAUCACAGUGCAGGAAUUCUGUCCUUCUACAGCGUCGCUGACACAAUGACCCUCAUCCACAGAGUCCACACCACAUUCACUCAACCUCUCUAUCCUGGGUUUGGGAUAAAUAAGGACUCAACAGUGAAACUGUGUUAUGUACCAACAUAG
Triplophysa rosa is the source of this 1641-nucleotide messenger RNA. Its product is annotated as E3 ubiquitin/ISG15 ligase TRIM25-like. Gene Ontology annotation, molecular function: zinc ion binding; protein binding. The record is from RefSeq and is a predicted model, not a curated record. The transcript is spliced from 6 exons. NCBI's taxonomy places the organism in Eukaryota, Metazoa, Chordata, Actinopteri, Cypriniformes, Nemacheilidae. The coding region runs from base 1 to 1641 and encodes 546 amino acids.